Molecule: messenger RNA, 1663 nt
Organism: Dichomitus squalens LYAD-421 SS1
Lineage: Eukaryota; Fungi; Basidiomycota; Agaricomycetes; Polyporales; Polyporaceae
Exons: 5
Coding region: 1-1425 (474 amino acids)
Biological process (GO): vesicle budding from membrane; late endosome to vacuole transport via multivesicular body sorting pathway
Cellular component (GO): multivesicular body; ESCRT III complex
Source: RefSeq, a predicted model, not a curated record
AUGUCCUCUGUCUCGUCAUCACAGCUCUCUUCACUACCGACAUAUGCAUCCGUAACGACAUCGCGUCUCAAGUCGCUCUAUUCCGACUUCACGUAUCAAAAGCAAUCAAAUCCAACUUCUUAUGCAUCCAACGUCGAAUGGUGGCGUCACACACUAGAAGCGGCGCUGCUUCGAGGCUGGCUUUCGCAAUCACAUAAUGCCAACAACACCGGAGCCUCGUCUGACAGACUCGUCUUGCACGCGUACGGCGUUGCGUUUGCUGACAAGUUUCGUGUGGAGGGUGUGGGCAAGCCACUGAGUAUACCGACUGUGAUAUUUGAGCUCUGCAACUCCAAAGCCUUGAUUCCACUGUCUGACUUUCUCAGUGCGUCGCGCUCAAUAUACGACCCGGGCUGGCUCCCAUACCGCAUCGCCAGCUUCGUGGUUGGCAAGCCGCUCUGGUGGGGCCUCGGGCAGCUUGGGAUCGUGGACAACCAUGGGGCGGCGUUUGGGGACUCAGGCACUGCGGAGCGAUGGAAGAAAGUCCGUGGAGACUACGUGUCGGUCGGACUGCUUGAGGGUGCAGCGGAGCGAAUAUUGGAGAGGCAGCGGCUGAAGAGCUCGGGCCAGCUCGCGGACCAGCUGUAUAAUAUGGACAGCUUCCGAGAGGAGUUCUCUUUGGUGGCGCUCGAGGACGCGCCUUUGUCGGCACUGGAUACGAAGGUUCUACUCAAAUUCUUGGAACGCGAUAAGGGCGCAGUCGUCGUGCGUGGGGAGGUGAUCAAGUUUGUGGAUGAAGGCACCGCGCAGACCGCUGAAGUCACUGCUGUGGAUAGUGGCCUCCUCGCGCUGAAGACUUCGGUGCAUAAGUUGCACGCGCAGAUUGAUAGCAUACAACAUCGCAUAGACGAUACGACACGACAGAUAUCAGAUGCGCUGCGUCAGAAGCGAAAGGAGAUCGCUAUGACGCGCUUACGCGUUCGGAAGCAACUCGAGGACGUUCUGAAGAAGCGUCUCAGCUCGCUCGAACUACUGCAGUCUACUCUUCUUCGUGUCGAAACGUCUGCUGGGGAUAUCGAGAUUAUGAAGUCGUACGAGUCCUCUACUGCCACACUCCGCGAGAUCCUCGCACACCCCCUCCUCCAGCGGGAGAAGAUCGACGAGACAAUGGACGCUAUGGCGGCUGCGAACGCCGACGCGCGCGAGGUGGACGAUGCUAUCCAGCUCGGCGCGAACAUGGCGCAUGCGGGGGCUGGCAUGGACGACUCCGAGCUCGAGGCCGAGCUUGCUGCCCUCGUCCAAGAGGUCGAGACUGAGAAAGAGCAGGCUCAGCGCGGCCGUCUGGAAGCGGAGAAGCUCCGUACGCCGGCGCAUACACCCGUCUCGGAGGAUCCUACCAAAGAGUCGGCAGCAGCUCCGGCAGAGAAGGUCCCUAUCGCAUCGUGAAUGGAUCGGUGGAUGGGUGCCGGUCCAUCUCCCUACAUGUCGCGUUCUUACUUUCACACGAAUGUCUGCACGCACGCACACACGCAUUGGACUGGUUAUGUUGCGCCUGGCAAGUCAUUGAUACGUAUGCUACAUCUGUGAUGGAUACAUCUGUGAAAUGCAGUCCAGCUUUCAUGCUACAAACGCGUAGUCCGUGUACAAUAGUCCGUGUAUUCGAACGAGUCCGCCAGUGGUCCCG